GGGACGCGGUGACGUCACGCCGCCGCCCCACCCGGGAAGCGAGUGCGCAGGCGCGGCUGGGGACCGAGCAGCUGACUGGACGCUCGGGACCGGGAGUGAGUGAACAGAGCAGAGUGAGAAAAGGGAUGUCGCGGGAGGAGCUCGAACGUUUCCGGGAUAAGAUCCGCAAGGAGCUCGACCGGACCGUCGACUUCUGGCUGAAGUUUUCCCACGACCAGGAGUUCGGGGGCUUUUUCACGUGUCUGAGUCGCGAUGGUUCCGUCUACGAUGAGUUAAAGUACAUCUGGCUGCAGGGAAGACAGGUCUGGACUUACUGCCGGCUCUACCGGAAAGUUCCUCGCUUUCACCGACAGGAGUUGCUGGAUGCAGCGGCAGCUGGCGGGGAGUUCCUGAUACGCCACUCGGCGGCCUUUGGCGAGGGCCGGAAGCGGGCGUUCUGCGUCAGCCGGGACGGACGAGCGGUCAAGGUCCAGCGAACCAUCUUCAGUGAGUGCUUCUACGUGCUGGCUAUGGACGAGCUGUGGAGGGCCACCGGGCAGGACCGGUUCCAGGUACGCACGAUGGAAUCGAUGGCCUUGUCGCAAAGUUUGCAGACGGGAUGAG
Messenger RNA from Hypanus sabinus (Atlantic stingray), 603 nucleotides. RefSeq names its product N-acylglucosamine 2-epimerase-like. The record is from RefSeq and is a predicted model, not a curated record. Gene Ontology annotation, molecular function: peptidase inhibitor activity; N-acylglucosamine 2-epimerase activity. Bases 126 to 602 code for a protein of 158 amino acids. Gene Ontology annotation, biological process: N-acetylmannosamine metabolic process; N-acetylglucosamine metabolic process; carbohydrate metabolic process. NCBI's taxonomy places the organism in Eukaryota, Metazoa, Chordata, Chondrichthyes, Myliobatiformes, Dasyatidae. The transcript has 5 exons.